UGAAGAGAGAAGAUACUCUAACGUAAAGAUAAAUAGUUCAACUACAUUCUAAACAUUUUCAAUUCAGAAUGAUAAUGAAAUACAUCUCUGUUGUCGUCUUAAUAUUUACAACUGAAAUGCUCAACACUUACAAUGCUAAGGAAGAGAAUUCAUUAGAACCAACAUCGAUUCUAUUCAACUUCACUGAUCCCCAAACCACUGCAUUUGAAAAUUGGAUUGAGGUAUCAGAUGCAAUUCUAAUCGGAGGGCGGUCUAAAGCUACAAUCGUACCACUCAAUGGAACGAAUUACCAAUCGGCAUUAUUGUUCUAUCUACUCAAUCCACGAGAAAAUGGAUCGAGUUUCGCUGGUGUCUACAGGCAAUUGGAUACUCCGGAUAUUUCAAAAUAUACAGGUGU
Messenger RNA from Schistosoma curassoni, 397 nucleotides. Lineage: Eukaryota; Metazoa; Platyhelminthes; Trematoda; Strigeidida; Schistosomatidae. The record is from the annotation of a GenBank genome assembly.